Messenger RNA from Rhizoctonia solani, 717 nucleotides. Its product is annotated as GNAT family acetyltransferase. NCBI's taxonomy places the organism in Eukaryota, Fungi, Basidiomycota, Agaricomycetes, Cantharellales, Ceratobasidiaceae. The coding region runs from base 1 to 717 and encodes 238 amino acids. The record is from RefSeq and is a predicted model, not a curated record. Gene Ontology annotation, molecular function: protein-N-terminal-alanine acetyltransferase activity; protein N-terminal-serine acetyltransferase activity. The transcript has 4 exons.
AUGUAUUUCGUCAACAAUUACACCCCCCCUCUCCCUAAGGGACCUGUCACCUUGCCUGAUCCAACUAAACCAUACGAUCCCCAUUUACAUGCUGUUGCCGUGUUCAACGCUAUUACUGCAAACCCGGAGGUUAUGCGCUAUAUGCCGUGCUCUACCCCAGCCACAAUUGAAGAAUUCGAAGUAUUUUGCGAAGUUUCGUAUCGGCUUGAUACCAGUCGUUGUCUUUACGUAAUUUUAGACAAGACUAAACUUGCUCUUGCUGACGAGGCGGAUGCCAAUAAAGUUAGCAGCGCUCUCUUGGGUACCCUGGCAUACAUAAACGCUUCACGUGAAUUAUCAACGAUCGAACCUGGAUUCAUCAUUAUCUUUCCCCAGUUCCAGCGUACUCAUGUAAACACUCACGCAGUUGGGCUACUAAUGCAGUAUGCCCUCAAUCAACCAAGCGAAGGGGGACUUGGUCUCCGAAGAUGUCAAUGGCAAGCGCAUGCGAGCAACCUUCCUAGUCCUAAGGCUGCAGAACGAUUAGGAUUCAAGCCAGAAGGAACCCUUCGUUGGAACCGGGUCCUCCCUCCAGAGAGAGAAAGUAGUGCGCCUUUCAGAGCCGAUGACUCGCUCGGAAUGCCAGGUCGACACACGGCCAUGUUGGCUAUUUGUUGGGAUGAUUGGGAAAACGGAGGCAAAGAACAUCUGCAGCGGCUUAUAGAUCGUAAAUCAUGA